Molecule: messenger RNA, 4674 nt
Organism: Poecile atricapillus (Black-capped chickadee)
Lineage: Eukaryota; Metazoa; Chordata; Aves; Passeriformes; Paridae
Gene: CPNE9
Product: copine family member 9
Exons: 18
Coding region: 2779-4200 (473 amino acids)
Biological process (GO): cellular response to calcium ion
Cellular component (GO): plasma membrane
Molecular function (GO): calcium-dependent phospholipid binding
Source: RefSeq, a predicted model, not a curated record
GGCGGGGCGGGAUUGGGACUGAGCCCCCUCUUUCCCUGACUGGGAAUCGCGGGCGGGACGUUCCUGGUGGAGCUGAGCCACAAGAGCCGAACCCCCUGGUGCCCGGGUUGGUGCCCCCGCUGCCGGCAGGGAAGGGCCGUCGUGCUCGAGAUGUGCUGAGCCGUGCCUGUGCCGAGCCGAGCCGCGCCGUGCCCGUGCCGUACCCGCCCCCGGGCGCGCCUCCUCGGCGGCGCGGGAGGAGGCGGCGCGGAGCAUCGGCGGCGCCCGGGCGGGGAUGGCGGCUCCGGGAGCUCUGGAGCCGGCGGCCGGCAGCGUGCCGGGCACCAAGGUGGAGCUCACCGUGUCCUGCCGGUGAGCCGGGAGCUGGGCGAGGGAGCCGGGAGGGCGGCGGCUAGUCCGUGGACACGGGUGGGUGCGAAACGCACCGGGAUGCGCUGCGGGGCUGCUCGCCGCGUCCCGCUGCCCGCCGCUCAGCCCCUCGCUCGAGGCGUUGUGAGCUGCGCGUCCUCCUCUCUCCCCGGGUAGCUCUCGGUGCCAGGGCGUAUGCCCAGCGUCCCUCUGCCCUGCUGCUACCCGUCCCGUCCCCUUCCUGGGGUCCCAUGGGAUGCUGUCACUGGGCACGGCUGCGUGAAGCGACCCGAUGCUCUCACCCGGGGCUGGGGCGCGGGACGGCCGCUCGCGGGGCGAUGUUGGUGGGAGGUGGGUGAUGCCGGCGGGGCGCGGGGUGCCGGCGCUGAUGCGAGCGGCUGCCCGGCUCGGCGAGCUCGGUGCAAGGCGACGGGACCGGGAACGUGGCAGCUGGAUGGGGACUGCGGGAGAGGGGCUGCUCUGUGCCCCAGCUUCUGGCCAGGGUCCGCCGGUCAAGCGGCGGCGGAUGAGCCGGUCUGCCGGCUGCUAAAUAUAGCUCAUUGGAGGCACCGCUGCUCGCGGCCGGGGGUCCCGCUCCCAGGGACAGGCACCAGCGUCCUGCUGGAGGGUGGCAUCCCCCUGCCGUGGGUCCUGUGGCACGGAGCGCCCCGACCGGGAUGGGUACCUCCAGCACAUCCCUGAGCUAUGCAAACUCUGGGCCGGGCCGGGGGCUGUCGUGCCCUCUCCCCGCGGCUGAGCCCUGGCCCCCGCUGCCGGCUUGCCGGACACCCGGCAGAGGGACUAUGGGGCCGCGGGACCGGGCAGCUCCAGGCAGGAACCGAGGGUCACACCUGGAGAUAACCCAGGACAGGGGCAGCCUUCGGCUUCGCAGCCCCAGGACCCAGACCAGGGAGGGAUCUCUCCUCUGCGUGCUGAAGCCAGGGGAGCUGGCUUAGCCCCGCAGCCCCCGGCCCUGCCCCAGCCCACCCUGUGCUGCCACCCCGGGGGUGCGGGAAGUAUCCCAGCAGAGCCGGUAACAUCCCCCGGCACUUUCCGGUGUCACACCGCGCACAGGACGACGAUCAAUCGCUCUGCCGGUAGGUGUGUCGGGGGAUGCCCACUGGCUGCUCAGCCCCUGCUCCAAGUGUCUCCUUUCUUCUCACUUCUACACCCUGCCAUUAGCCAAGCUCCUGCUGCCGGGGCCCGGUGGGCACUCAGCCGGAGCCGGCGGCAUCGGGGAAGGUUUCAUCCUGUAAAUGGGUUCCCUGUCAUGUUCAAUCAUCAUCAGCGCUGGAGACGCUGCUCACCGCUCGCCCUGCUGCCCCACCGAGCCUUGCAGAGGGAGCCAGCCUGUCUCCUUGGGAGUGCAGAUGCUCUUAUCCAUGGGUGCCGGCAAUGGUCUUCUGGCAUGGUGCUGGCCUGAGAUCAGGGGGAUGGACAUGGGGACCCGUUGCUGGGCAGGUGGGUGGCACUCAGGGUGGCUCACGGCUGGCUCUUCCCCUAGGAACCUGCUGGACAUGGACACUUUCUCCAAAUCCGACCCAGUGGUGGUCCUCUAUGUGCAGGUCUCAGGGAGCAGCGAGUGGAAGGAGGUGAGCGUGGCCCCCUCUCCUGGCUAAUCCCCGGCUCGGUUAAACGGGCCCAUAUGGCCACCCGUGUCCACGCUAAUGAUCCCUCCCCGUCCACGCUAAUGAUCCGGCCCCGCCAGCAGCGCUAAUCCCCCACCGGGAUUAGCGCCGAGGCCGCUGCGAUGGGGACGGGUCCUGGGGGGGGCCACCCUCACCCCUCUCCCUCCAGUUCGGACGCACCGAGGUGAUCGACAACACCCUGAACCCCGACUUUGUCCGCAAGUUUGUCCUCGACUACUACUUCGAGGAGAAGCAAAACCUCCGCUUCGAUGUGUGAGCACAGCCUGUGCCGGGGGGACUCGGUGUGACACCAUGGUGGGACACCCCGAGGCUGUGCCCUGUGUGGGUGCUGUCUGGGGGGGAUAAGUGCCCCUUGGAAGGCUCUAACCUGCUCUUCAUCUCUCUGUGCCCCAUGGGGACUGGCAGAAGGUAGGUGCCUGCCACACAACAGCCCCUGCUCUGCCCUGGGAACCCAGCCCUCAUGGGAGUGCCUGGUGGGGCAGGAUGGGGCCAGGACACUCUAUAAGGUUGGAUUUUGAGGAGUAGGAUGGGUCUAGGGUGGCCCAAGGGGUCCAGGACAGGUCAGGGUAUGUAGGGCAGUUUGAGGGGGGACACAGGAUGUGUCCAGGGAUGUGGGCUGGCCCUGGGGGCACAGUAUGAGUGUAAGGCACAUGGAGUGGGUACCUGGGGUAGUCCUAGGGAUGCACAAUGGGUCCUGGACUGCGAGGUAGCUCUUGGGUCACAGUGUAGGUUCAGGAAACUUGGGGUGACCCAGAGCCAAGUUUGUGGCAGGUCGGAUUGCAUGGUGCAUUGGGAGAGAAAGUGGUGGGUGGGGGUGGUGGGGGACUGGAGCAACAGCCCUCCAGAGUCUCACAAUGCUUUGUUUGGGGGACAGGACUUCCUGGGUCAGGCAUUUGUGGCACUGGGAGAAGUGAUUGGGUCCCAGCGGGGACGCCUGGAGAGACCCCUAACGGGUGUCCCAGGGAAGCGGUGUGGGACCAUCCUGCUGCUGGCUGAGGAGCUGAGCAACUGCCGGGACAUCGUCACGAUGCAGCUGUGCGCCAACAAGCUGGAUAAGAAGGACUUUUUUGGAAAAUCCGAUCCUUUCCUCGUCUUCUAUCGUAGCAAUGAGGAUGGCACCUUUACAAUCUGCCAUAAGACAGAGGUGGUGAAGAACACACUCAACCCGGUGUGGCAGCCCUUCACCAUCCCCGUGCGCGCCCUCUGCAACGGCGACUAUGACCGGACGGUGAAGAUAGAUGUGUACGACUGGGACCGGGAUGGGAGCCACGACUUCAUUGGGGAAUUUGCCACCAGCUACCGGGAGCUCUCUCGAGCACAGAGUCAGUUCACAGUGUAUGAGGUGCUGAAUCCCAGAAAGAAAUGCAAGAAGAAGAAAUAUGUGAAUUCUGGCACUGUGACACUGCUCUCCUUCUCCGUUGAGUCUGAGUUCACCUUUGUUGACUACAUACGGGGCGGGACACAGCUGAAUUUCACUGUUGCCAUUGACUUCACGGCCUCCAAUGGGUUGCCAUCACAGCCCACCUCGCUGCACUACGUGAGCCCCUACCAGCUGAGCGCCUAUGCCCUGGCACUGAAGGCAGUGGGGGAAAUCAUCCAGGACUACGACAGUGACAAGCUCUUCCCUGCCUACGGCUUUGGUGCCAAAGUCCCACCUGACGGCAAGAUCUCUCACCAGUUUCCUCUGAACAACAAUGUGGAGAACCCCAGCUGUGCUGGCAUUGAAGGCGUGCUGGAGUCCUACCUCCAAAGCCUGCGCACCGUCCAGCUCUAUGGUCCUACCAACUUUGCUCCUGUCAUCAACCAGGUGGCUGGGACAGCCGCCCAGGUGACUGAUGGCUCACAGUACCACGUCCUCCUCAUCAUCACUGACGGUGUCAUCUCUGACAUGCUGCAAACCAAGGAAGCCAUUGUCACCGCUUCCUCCCUGCCCAUGUCCAUCAUCAUCGUGGGAGUAGGUCCAGCUGAGUUUGAGGCCAUGGAGGAGCUGGAUGGCGAUGAGGUACGGUUGUCUUCCCGGGGACGGUAUGCUGAGAGGGACAUUGUACAGUUUGUGCCAUUUCGGGAUUACGUGGAUGACUCAGGCAACCAGGUGCUGAGCAUGGCCCGCCUGGCCAAGGAUGUGCUGGCUGAGAUCCCUGAGCAGCUUCUUUCUUACAUGAAGACCCGUGACAUCAAGCCUCGCCGGGCAGGUCCCGAGUAGCUCUUCCAUGAGCCAUGGGACUGGCUGGGCUGACACCCGCUUCUGGCAGUGAGACCACAGGGCUGGACAUCCUCGGCUGCCUCUUCCUCCUGCCAGAUGUCCUGCAGCAAGGCGGGACUGUCCCUCGGCAGUGGCAGUGCGGGCAGGGCCAGCGCCGGGGAGGACACGGUGUGUGCGUGUGUGUGUCCCGGGAGAGCAGCCUGGCGUCUGCCCCAGGGGAAGGCUGACCCUGAGUGCCUGCCGGGGGUCUCAGCCCCGCUGCUCCUUGGGGCAGCGGCCUCGCCCUGCUCCUGCCUGCGCCCCAUUCCUGCCUGUACCCCGCUCCUGCCUGUGCCGUCUCCUCCGGCUCUGCUAACCCGGGCUGGCCGGCCUGCCUCAUGCCUGCCCCACGGCCGGGGCUCCCAACACCGCGGGGUGCCGGGGCGGAGGGCAGGCGGGUCUCUACUGCGUUACCGACUGUAAAUAAACUACUCA